Messenger RNA from Recurvomyces mirabilis, 2208 nucleotides. RefSeq lists its product as uncharacterized. Gene Ontology annotation, molecular function: protein binding. The record is from RefSeq and is a predicted model, not a curated record. The transcript is spliced from 2 exons. The coding region runs from base 1 to 2208 and encodes 735 amino acids. Lineage: Eukaryota; Fungi; Ascomycota; Dothideomycetes; Mycosphaerellales; Teratosphaeriaceae.
AUGACUGGCCCGGCCCUAUGCCGCUUUCCUUCGGAGAUAUUGAGCACCAUUUUCGUGCAGGUUAUCAACUACGUUGGUAUCCGCUUGAGUGUCCGAUUAAGACUGGUCUGUCACAAGUUCGAUCAACAUAUACAGGAUGCAAUAUUUUCCUUGCCCACAUUUGAGUCGCCGGACGCUGUCGCUCCUGGUCACCUCACAUGGGACUGGAAGAUGGGCAGGGCAAUGAUAGCAAGCCUGAUCCACAACAAGCUGGAAUCGCAUCAAGACGAACGUGCGCUGACCCGCGAAAUCCUAUGCACAGCGGACUUCGUUGCAACUGUAUUGGGUGAGACCAACAGAGAGGCAUACAAAGACGCGCUAGUGGAGCUAGCGGUGGCCGGACUGCCUCUCCAUCAAGUCCUUCAUGGCCUUAUCAGAGACCCACAGCUCUUGACAGGAAGAUCGAGCGCUAUAGAGAAUGCGCUGAUCGCCUCACUCUACAUGGGACGAGGAUAUGAAAUGGAGGUCUGGAUCCUUAAAGGAGCUUGCGCGGGUCAUCGAACCAAAUGGUUUGGAGAUGCUUUAACUGUGGCUUGCUGCUAUGCAGACGUUGAAAUGUUCAGAUCCAUUAUUCGCGUCGUCUCCAUGACCGAUGAUACUCUGAAAGGUGAUGCUGCGGCUUCCCGCAUGGUUAUGGCGCUUGAGUCUGGAGCGGCAUCUGGCAGACUCGACAUCUUUUCCCCAGGUGUUUGCUAUGACACCCAGGUCUUCGGCACUCGAUACGGCAUAGAUGAGUUCCUCAAACCGGCUUUAAAAAGCGCAGCACUUAAAUCCCAUGAUGAUGUGGUCAUAGCGAUAAUGAGCUUAAUGAAACAACACGACUUGGACGCUUCCACCACACUCGACCAGCAAUUUUGGGAUGAUCUUCUGAGGAUUGCUGCAUCCAACGGCUCCGAUAUCAUGAUACGCGUAAUGCUGAGCUACCCAUCGCUGGUCGGUUCCAGUCGCGCUUUCGAUCUUGCAUUAGAAGAUGCUUGCAGAAACGGUCAUUUUUCAGUCGCAGAGCUUCUGACGGCGACUGCCUCAGACCAUUCUCUACGAUACGGAGGUGCUACAUACUGGGCAGCUCGCAAUUCCCGUCAUGACAUACUGCGCUUACUCUUUGAGAGCGCAGCGGGUGCUCCUACAUCUUAUCUUGUGGAUGCUUUGUGUGGCGGUGCCGUGCACGGCUAUCCUGGUUUAUUAUCUGUUCUUGUUUCUGCUGGCUUGCAGGACAUUGCAAGAGCAUACGAUAAGCACGCUCCAAGGACCUUCACUGACAUAGUGGAUGAUGUGUGCAAAGCUGGGCUCCUCAAAGAUCUGAAAGUAGACUCUGUCGAAGUUCCUGAAAAGAGCGACUCAUCCGAGUUCGCAGAGGACAUAUUCAAUGACCUAAUGUCAGUAGAACAGGUCCAGCUCGAGCGGGCUUGCUCGAAGGGCGACUUCCCGGCCGUCUCUCGGAUUUUGGCUAAUACGGCAAUUACUAUUUCUCAGGCAACAUUCUUUUUGGCAGGCUUCUCCGAAUCGAUCCGGCAAGAACGUCCUGGUAUGGUGCAAUACCUAUGUGAGAAGCUCGCAGGCCAGCCAACCUUUGUUGCCGAAGCUAUUGUCAGGGUCCGGUCCACGGCAGUACUUCAAGUUCUCCUUGAUAAAGGAUGGUCGACGGAGGCCUUUUCGAGUAGGCUGAAGCCACCUAUAUUAAGGAGCAUGGUACGAAGCGAAGAGAUGACUAGAUGGUUACUUGACCACCGCGCCAACCCUAAUACCAGGUGUGACCUGGAUAUCACUCCGCUCUCUGUAGCUGUACAGAGCGCAUCCCUCACCACCAUUAGACUUCUUUUAGAAAGUGGUGGCGACACUCGCAAGGGACAGCCGCUUCACUUUGCUAUUGAGCGUGAUCAGCUUGACCAGUUGGCAAUCAUUGAUAUGUUGAUAGCAUGUGGCGCAGCUAUCGAUGCUCGCAUGUUCGAGAACGAUCCCGCAUCUUGGCUAGAAAGUCGUUUACUUGGUGCUGGAACAUCACUACACAAAGCGGCGGAGCUGGGUCGUACUGUAACUGUGGCUCAUCUGCUUAGGGAAGGGGCAGAUGCAACGGUAGUCGACUCGAUAGGAAGAACAGCGCUCGAUAUUGCUGAAGCAAAACGUCACAACGAAGUCAUCAAGGUACUGAACACGAGGUCUUUGGGAUAG